AGCUAUCAUCAGCAGUGGCUACUGAAUGUGCCAGGGGGUCUGAUGAAGCCUCAACAGCAGUAUCUGCAUGAAGACCAUUGAGAAAAGAAGUCAUUCUCAGUGUGACCUCAGUUCACCCACUCUCGGCAGCGCCUCAGCAGUGGUUAUCGAAUGUGUUCAGUGCUGCAACUGUACGAGGGGAGGAAGUGUAAAAAUAAAGGAGGAAGGGGUGAAGAGAUGGAGUGAGGAAUGGAGUGAAGACAGAUGCUGGGAGACUCUCAGAGAAAACGAAUGAAGGAAACAGAAGAAUGAUGAUGACGAUUAAUGUUUUUCUGCUCCUAAUAUUUUCAGCCAUCCCAGCAUGGAGCCAAACUCUGCUGGACGUGUGUGCAACCUGCCACGCUAACGCCACAUGUGAGGACAAGCCAAAUGGCUCUGGUAAAGUCUGUAACUGCAAGUACGGCUUUGUCGGAAAUGGGAUAACCUUCUGUCAAGAUAAAGAUGAAUGUCAGAUAGGAGCCAGUAAGAUCUGUGGGAAGCACACCACAUGCUACAACACAUAUGGUAGUUACUACUGUACCUGCCUGGCCGGCUACAGCCCAUCUAACAACAUGAUGGCCUUCAUCCCAAAUGAUGGAACCCAUUGCCAAGAUAUUGAUGAGUGCAGGAUCACAGGGCUAUGUGGAGAGGGAGGCCGUUGUAGAAACCUCGAGGGCAGCUUUGAUUGCAGCUGCCAGGUUGGAUACCGAGUCCACAACGGAGCUGAGCCUUUUCACCCUCAGAGAGACACAGCUUCCUGCAAAGUGGUUGACUGUGGUCAGCCCACCCCAGUGGAGGACACGGUACUCCUAUCUAUUACAGGAACCACAUACGGUGGUAUGGCCACCUUUGGUUGUGAUGAAGGCUUUGUGUGGCGGAGAGGACACAACAGCUCUGAGUGCAGAGUGAACGGGUCGUGGAGCGGGCCCACCCUGGUCUGUGAAGAGAUCUUGUGUGGGAAUCCUCCUUUGAUUGAAUUCACAGAGCAGGUGUGGAACAACAGUUUGUCACCUGGCAGCGCAGUGCUGUAUCUCUGUAAAGAGGGCUUUCAUAAUAAUGGAGGAUAUAAUGUAUCCAUCUGUGAUAAAAAUGGUCACUGGACAUCUCCAACUUUGUUGUGCCAAGAGACAUUGUGUGCAGAUCCGCCUGUUGUGUCCCACACUGCACAGGUGUGGGAUGGCAGCUUCACUUAUGGAAGCACAGCAACUUAUUACUGUAAUAUUGGAUUUUAUCAUCUUGAAGGUAGCAAUGUAUCAGUGUGUGCAGAUAAUGGUUACUGGACAGUGCCUGGCAUUCUGUGCAAAGAGGUUGACUGUGGAGAGCCCAUUUCUAUCCCUCAUGCAGUAAUGGUGUGGGAAAGAAUUGCUACUGUGGGCUCUAAGGUUGUUUAUAUGUGUGACAAUGGAUAUGUCAAUGUUGGUGAAGGAAAUGUAUCAAUUUGCACUGCCAGCGGAAGAUGGAAUAUGCCCUCUCUGUCCUGCCAAGAAAUCAGUUGUACAGAGCCUCCUUUUAUAGAGCAUGCUAAAAUGCAAUGGGAUGGCACACCACGCAUUGGUAAUGUGGUGUAUUACCAAUGUGAGAAAGGAUAUUAUGCCAGAGGCCUGAGAAACUACUCGUCAUGUGGAGAGAAUGGACUGUGGGAGGAUGUUGAUCUGUCAUGUGAAGAAAUCUGUUGUAUGCAGCCUCCUUCUAUAAAGCACGCUAAAAUGCAAUGGGAAGGCACACCACGCAUUGGUAAUGUGGUUUAUUACCAAUGUGAAGAAGGAUAUUACGCCAGAGGCCUGAGAACCUACUCAGUGUGUGGAGAAAAUGGAUUGUGGGAGGAUGUUGAUCUGUCAUGUGAAGAAGUAAACUGCGGUCACCCAAAAUGUCACCCCAACACUAAGCUGCUGUGGGACGGAAACAGCACACAAGGCAGUGUUGCACAGUGUGAAUGUGUGGAUGGGUUUUACCAAGAAAGUGGAAAUAAUUUGUCAACAUGUUCAGAGUCAGGAGUGUGGGAGGAAGUAUCUGUAAAAUGCAAAGCUGAAUGUGGCCCUGUUCCAUUCCUUGCCAACUCAGACGUAGUGUGGCACAACAGAAGUGUUGUGAUCCACCAAUGUGCAGCGGGAUAUCACAGCUGGAGGGGCACAAACAUGUCUGUGUGUGGCAGCUCUGGACUAUGGCUGAGAGCUACUCUGACAUGUAUCGAAAUCAAGCCACCUAUUAAUAAGCUACUACUCCAUAAUGGAAACUGUCUGAAGUGGAAGGCAGAGAAGUAUGAGGAAGAUACAGAACUUUAUAAGGUCAUUUAUUUUGGAUUCAGAGACUACCAGAGAUCAUUUCUAGACAAAGGACAGCAUUAUUUGAGGUCCAAGGAUGAUUGGCUGAGAAUUUGCCUCAAGCUGCUUCCAUUAACAAAUUACAGCAUUUCUAUCACUGCAGUAACAGCCAGAUUCACAGUCACCAUCACAGCCAACACUAGUUUAACAGUACCUCCAGCACCAGUUGUCUACUACACAGAGGAGGAGACUCCAGUACCAACUUUGAGGUUGCAGAGAUCUCCCAACACACUGGAUCCUAUAAGCUUCUACCAAAUCUUUGUGCUUCCUGUUGAGGAGAUUCUCAUGUUUGACUGCACCUCUCCUGUGAGCUUAAACCCUUUAAGCAGGACACAAUCACCAAUUGAAUACAUGACAGCCCAGCUUGUUGUCCAGAAUCUUGCAACAAAAGUGAACUUUACUGUGGGGGAUGGAUUCCUGUAUGGGGGCUUCUAUAAUGCACCAUUGGAGAGUGGUAACACCUACUUUAUUGUCCUACGAGUUGUCAGUCAGUGGAAAACGAUGUCGAGAAGCUGCUGUGUCCUUUGGGCUAAAGUAGCAGGUACAUCUUAUAUUCUGAGGGUUUCAUCGCUGUCUGCUGCUGCAUGUGUAGGAGUGGUUGCCCUGGUUUUAUUAGGGGGAUACAGCUUGGCCUGGUGUGUGAACAGGACCUAACCAUCCUCUGCACCAGUCUCUUUAGUAAUAGUAACAAAUAAAAUGUUUCUAAACUGUACAUCCUGUAAAUACUCACUUCAUAUAUUAUCAUAAAUUGUCAUUAUUAUUAUCAUUAUGACAUUCAAAAUUAAUACACUUCUGUUUUCCAAUAUGUACCAUAUUAAGACUUAUUAUUGAUUAUGGAAUGUGAUCAUUUUCUGGCUGCUGUGUUGACACUGUUAGUUUGCAGACUUAAAUUUCUAACUUAAAAUAAUAAACUACUGUUUCCUUG
This is a messenger RNA of Girardinichthys multiradiatus, 3264 nucleotides long. RefSeq names its product sushi domain containing 1 (gene susd1). The transcript is spliced from 19 exons. The coding region runs from base 288 to 2993 and encodes 901 amino acids. Gene Ontology annotation, molecular function: calcium ion binding. The record is from RefSeq and is a predicted model, not a curated record. Lineage: Eukaryota; Metazoa; Chordata; Actinopteri; Cyprinodontiformes; Goodeidae.